Messenger RNA from Neopelma chrysocephalum (saffron-crested tyrant-manakin), 3190 nucleotides. It is a transcript of the gene GPR34, whose product is annotated as G protein-coupled receptor 34. Gene Ontology annotation, biological process: G protein-coupled receptor signaling pathway. NCBI's taxonomy places the organism in Eukaryota, Metazoa, Chordata, Aves, Passeriformes, Pipridae. The record is from RefSeq and is a predicted model, not a curated record. Gene Ontology annotation, molecular function: G protein-coupled purinergic nucleotide receptor activity. The coding region runs from base 203 to 1333 and encodes 376 amino acids. The transcript has 2 exons. Gene Ontology annotation, cellular component: membrane.
UUUUAAAAAAAACACCCAGUUGCAACACUAGUUAAACUUCCCCUUGUCGCCAAUUGUACCGUGUCAGCUGAUGUUCAUCACUUUCAUAGAGAAGCUUUCUAAUAAGAGGACCUGCAUGUUACUCCUCCCUGCCUUCACCAGCGGUUUUGAAAAUCAGCAGAAGUUCUUAACACAUAAAUGAACAGCUAAAAAACCCUCACAAAUGAUGGCUGCAGCUUCAGCUGAUUCACUGACAGACAAAGACUUCUGGAGUAACCAAACCAACGUGGCCAUAAAUGCCUCAGAAAUUCAAAACAAUGACAGUUGUCCCUUAGACGACAACUCGCUGUCACUCACUUUGAUAGUUUUUUAUUCUAUUAUUUUUGUUGUUGGAUUGGCUGGAAAUAUUACAGCCCUGUUUGCCUUCCUGUGCAUUCAUCAGAAAAGGAAUUCUAUCCAAGUUUACUUGCUAAACGUGGCUGUUGCAGACCUUCUGCUGAUCUUCUGUCUUCCCCUCCGAAUACUCCAUCAUGCCAACAAAAACAUUUGGAUGUUUGGACGGAUUUUAUGCAAGAUUGUAGGAACUCUGUUUUACAUGAACAUGUAUAUUAGCAUAGUACUAUUGGGACUAAUUAGUCUAGAUCGUUAUAUAAAAAUAACAAAGUCUGUGAAGCGUCCUAAAAUGUUAACCCCGACACGAAGUAUUCAGAUUUGUUGCGUCGUGUGGGCAAUUGCACUAACAGGAUUUACAGUAGUAGUUGCACCAUCUUUCUUUAAGAGCGAGGACAGCAAUUCUACUCUGUGCUUUCAUUACCGAAGUAAAAAGAAAGCAAAGACAGAAGCAAUUUUAAAUUAUAUCACAGUACUAAUUUUUUGGAUAGUUUUUUUCCUCUUGAUUCUUUCGUACAUUAAAAUCGCCAAGAACCUUCUGAAAAUUUCGAGGAGAAGAUCAAAUUUUCCCAAUGCAGGAAAAUACACCAAGACAGCAAGAAAUUCCUUCAUUGUACUCAUCAUUUUCACUGUCUGUUUUGUUCCUUAUCACAUGUUCCGGUUUGUCUACAUUACAUCACAGUUACAAAACCCCUCCUGUUAUUGGAAGGAGAUCAUUCACAAAUGCAACGAGGUGAUGCUCAUAUUUUCAUCAUUUAACAGCUGCCUAGACCCAGUUAUGUAUUUCCUGAUGUCCAGAAGCGUCCGUAAGGCUGUAUUCCAACUUAUUUGCAGAAAAAUUCAUGGAGAGUCAAGCCUAAAUACAGAAAGCACUUCAGACAUAAAACUUGGACAAUAUACACAGGAGAGAUUAUCUACUAUCACUCCCCACUCAAGUUAUUCAAGGAAGAAGUUUGUGGUUUGAUUGUUUAGAUGAAUGGAUUUCUCUCUAUCGCUCCAGGACAUCGACUGCAGAUCACGAAAUGCUAAACUGUCCAGCUACUAAUCCUGCCUCUUUCCUCCUGGUCACAAAAUGAGAAGUCUUGCUUCUGGUCGUGAAAACGAGAAGUUACUUUUCAAAAGUAUUUCACUCUUGUUUAUCCAUGAAAACAAAUUAGGAAGUUCUCGGACAUCCUCUGUUGGACUAAACUAGAACACUAACUCUUUAAGGAGAUUUCCACGAAGGGGCUUGAACCUGUAUAAGGAAUCUUGUAUAUAUACAUUAAUAUCAGUAACUUGUGUAUGUAAAUAAUAGAUGAAUUUUGCAAAAAGUAAAUUGUGUCCUAUUUGAAAGAUCUAUAUAAAACAUUACAGAUUUUAUAUAACUCUCUGUUUUAAUAGGUUUCAAAGAGAUCAGUAUUUUGACUACAUCUAUAAAUGUAUUUUUUUUAAGAAAAUAUUUUAGAAUUUAGCAGCAUACGUGGCUUGAAAAUGAGGUGAAGAAUACAACAGCCAUUAAUUCAGUUAUAAUUACAGAAGACACACUUAGUUUUAUUAAACAGCAAAAUUAAAAUAUUCAAGCCUCCUAAAACCCUUAUUAUAUUUUCAACAGUUUAAUGAAUGUCAAGGUCGAACACGUAAGGAAAAGCAAGCAAUGCUUUCAGAAAAUGAGAAAUUAAUGAAGGAGAGAUGACAUGGAGGUAUUUUCAAUUACCUAAGAUUUCCCUCAAACUCUGACAAAUUUGGUGGCUGCAGCUACACAAAGUAGUUCAGCAAGGCACAUAAUCAGAGAACUGAGCACAGAGGGCAGCCUGGCUCAGUCACUGUUCUACUUGCAGAUUUCUAAAGCCACACAUUUCAGCUGCACGCUUGUGAUUGAAAUAAUCUUGGUAACUGCUGAUGCUGUGUGAACAGCAAUGUAACAGCAAUGCCCCACAGAUACAGCUGGACUCUCAGAUUAAAACUAAACAGGCUUAUGUAUUUAGGUAUAAACAAAUCCCAAAGUGCAACAUUUUUUAAAAAACAGGGAGCUGAAGGUGGGGGUUGUCUGGCCCAAAGAUGACUAAAGCUGUAGUUAUGCCAUGAACAACUUAAAUGUCUGCUGUAAAAGGACAGAAAGGUGAAUGAAGUACAGGCUAGAUGUUGAGCUCCAUAAAAUAAGGAUUUAUUAUCUUGAUGCAUACAAACAAUAUUGCUCAAGUAAGCAGGUGUAAAGAAGUUGGUUUUAAUAUGACUACCAGUAACUUCUCUAAUGGAUCUCGUGACUUUUAAUGUCAAAUCUGUGCCCAAACGUGGAUUUUUACUAAUUCAUAAUAUUCUGGUUUUACAGAAGUUAUUCAUAAUACUCUUACUGAACAAACUAAAUAUAAGACUUCAUCUCUGCUAGAUAUAAACUUGAUUUAAUUUUGAUGUGAUUUUACAUAAUUUAGUGAAACAUAAUUUACAUAAUUUAGUGAAAACGAGUAUAAACAUGUUAAACCAAUUACAAUUGUCUAGUCAGUCUAUUUUGUUUUAAUUUUUUUUAAAUAAAAAAUUGUGGGGUUUCUAAAUCUCCAAAAGAAAGAUUCCUAUAAACAUGUUAUUUCAUAAAGGUACAAUGGUAACUGUGUUUUUUCUUAACCACUUCACCAUACAAUGAAGGCAUUUGUACAAUAAUUUCUGAUAGAUAAAAGAUCAUGAAAUGCAAUUAUUGUGAGAAUCAAUCAUCUUGUCAUCCUGUAAUAUGUAUGCUUCUCGUGGUUCUCUGUUUGCACAGUGCAAUUCUCCUAUGCAGUACUGCAGUUGUACAUAGUUACGUCAACUUUGGUAAGUCUAGUAGAGUUUAUAAACCAUAAUUUCACAA